AUAAAUGCUUUUUUCUAUAUCUGCUUUUCUAGAAAGCUGAAGCUUAUGCUGUAAAUAAAAAAGUGAGCUUCAAUGAAUUAACAGCUGUUGAAGACAGAAUUAUGAAGUUGUGUUUGGCAACAUCUACAGAUUUAGUAGCAUUGGAAAGCAAAUUAGAAAAUUCAAACAAAAUUCUCAGUGAAAAGAUAGACAAAAAAAUAAGUUAUGAGGAAUUUAAUAUUCAACUUGAGACUGUGGUUAGAAAGUUGCAAGAACUGGAGAAAAUGUUUAAAGCUUACAGUACUGAAAAAAUUACACAAGACUUUGAUGAUAUAAGGAGUGCAUGCAAACGUAUCACCUCUCCAGACAAAGUUAUUUCAGAACUUUCUGAUUGCUAUUUUCAAGAAUUGGUUCCAAAUGAGAUUCAGAAACAAGUACAAAAGAAAAUGGAAAAAGCUACAUUUCGAGAAUCAACUCAUUACAUUUCUGGAGCUCACACAAAACUGCAAAGAAAAAGGAAUUGAUCAUGUACUUCUAUUUAUAUUUGUUCAUUAUUACAAAGAUUCAAAUUUAUUAAUCAGAAACUGACAAAAUUUUCAUACAAAUUAUUUAUUUCCUGAUAUGAAUUUUUUCAAGGCAUAGUAUAAUUCUUUUUGGCUAAUUUAUACAGAUUUUAAAUGUUGAUUAUAUCCUGAAUUUCAUUAAAUAUUUUAAAUUUGUUUUACAGCAUGUAAUUUUAUUAUUUUCAUGUUAAUAUAUUAUUACUGAUUAUAAUCAGCUUUGCAAGUUCUAUCAAAUCUUGCUUAGUAAAAUAAAUAACUUUAUA
Messenger RNA from Stegodyphus dumicola, 805 nucleotides. RefSeq lists its product as uncharacterized. NCBI's taxonomy places the organism in Eukaryota, Metazoa, Arthropoda, Arachnida, Araneae, Eresidae. The record is from RefSeq and is a predicted model, not a curated record.